Hyposmocoma kahamanoa is the source of this 1209-nucleotide messenger RNA. It is a transcript of the gene Ccdc114, whose product is annotated as coiled-coil domain-containing protein 63. The record is from RefSeq and is a predicted model, not a curated record. The transcript has 7 exons. The coding region runs from base 1 to 1209 and encodes 402 amino acids. NCBI's taxonomy places the organism in Eukaryota, Metazoa, Arthropoda, Insecta, Lepidoptera, Cosmopterigidae.
AUGGCAAACCCGGACGAUAUGGAAAUGGAGAAGAUUGCAGAAGAUGAGCUGGCCAAGCUCCAAAGACAGUUCAGAGUGAUGGAGAUCGACCGUGCGAACGUCAUUAGCAGCGCGCAGCCGACUUUGAGGGUCCAGAGGAAUAUGAUCAGGACUCUGAACGCAGAGCUAGAGAAGAUUAUGUUAGAACUCAGGCUAACGAAAAGCACGUCAAACUUAAUAGAGAACGCGAAAACAAGAGAGAAAAUGGUGGCCCUACUGAAAGAACACGAAAAGUCUUCGGAAGAAGUGAGGCAGCAUCGAGGAUACAUCAACGAGCUGGACUUUCUAUUGAAACAGGUCCAGAAGGAAAUAAAGGUGCUGAAAAGUAAAGGAACGGGGUGUGAUAUAGCGUACACAACUGCAUCGUCGAAUCAAACGAUUACAGCCCAAUUAGAAAACCGGCUCGACACAGCAAUGAAGAAGUUUAACACUGUCAAUAGUGAGAAUUUCAGAAUGAGGUUGGAGAUAGAUCGCCUUUUGAGAGAUCGACAAUUCUUCAACUCAAUCUGGAAGAACCAAAUCAAGCGUUUAAUGGACGGUAAGGCUCAAAUCCUAGAGCUGGUGGAGCAAGCGAUAACGACUUAUGAUCAAAGGGAGGAGUGGUGCAAUAAGUUGGAAGCUCUGAAGGAAAAAGCAGCUAUUGAUUACAGGAAGCAUUGUUUGGAAGUUCGCGAACUCCAACGCCAACUAGACCAUAGCCUGAAGCUAGAAGACUUCCUCCGCACUAAAGGAACCGUCAGGCUAACGGCGGCUGAUGCCAAAGCGGAGGCCAAAAGAUUGGAGCAACAGGAAGAGGAUAUGCGGGCUUAUAAUAACUAUGUUAACAUACUCGAUGCUAUUAGAGAGUUCGCAGGCGAAGACGACGUGGACAAGCUUAUUCAGGAGUUCAACCGUCGCGAGGAAGAGAACUAUGCCCUGUUCAACUAUAUCAAUGAAGUCAACACAGAGCUCAAGCACCUAGAUGAUAGCGUUAAGAUGCUGCGAAUCCAGAUCGCCGACGAAAACGCAAAACACCAAGCAAAAUUACACAAGCAAAAAGACAGUAUAGAUUCCUUGCGUGACAUAUUAGAACAGCGGCGUGCUAGGGUGGCGGCAAGCGAAGAAGCAUACGAAAGAAGCAAUAGUGUGUUAAGUGGACUCUUGCGGAAGAUACAAAAGCUGGCCAUGUAA